Messenger RNA from Drosophila biarmipes, 1184 nucleotides. RefSeq lists its product as uncharacterized. The record is from RefSeq and is a predicted model, not a curated record. The transcript is spliced from 2 exons. Lineage: Eukaryota; Metazoa; Arthropoda; Insecta; Diptera; Drosophilidae. Bases 106 to 1044 code for a protein of 312 amino acids.
GUCACUGGCUUUGACCUUCUCGAACUGAGCUGAGUAGCAGGCUGGCGAGUGUAAAGGAACCUACUGUUCCUUAGUUCCUACUCAAAAAGGAAAACCACCAAAGCUAUGUCUCAGAAACAUUCGCAGCCUGACAAGGUAAACAAAAUUUCGGUAUUACGUAAAAUGAUAGGCCUUCAAAAAAAGCGACCAGCCGCCGGAGACUACGUAGUGCCCAAUAAUUCGGUUCUCAAUCUGCAGCAUAAGCCCGGUCUCUACGAUCCCACGCCCAACGCCAUGGAGAAGGCCACCAAGUGUCGCUAUUGCGAGAACAUGGCCAAGAAUUUCCUCUACCUGGAGAGUCUGAUACGGAACAACAAGGAUGGCGAUAAGGGUGCCAAGUGCAGCCUGUGCAACUCGUCGCUCAAGUACUUGGAGUAUGUAAAUCGCAAUAUCCGCCAGGUUUUCGGCAACUUCGAUGCCAUUGUCCAGGCGGAUCGUGCCCUGGCAGCCAAGCCGGCCAUGAUGCCCAAAUACUCGGUGGCCCCGCCCCCCGAAAAGGGGAACUCGCGCGCCAAGGGCGGCGCCAUUGUCUCGCCUCAGAAGUCGGCCAAAAGCCUUAGGACCAAGACCUCGCCCGCGAAACUCAAGUCCAAGGAGAAGGGCAUCAAGAGCCAGAAGUCAUCGAAGUCACUCAAGUCGCACAAGUCCGGCAAGUCACUCAAGUCCGCGAAGUCCACGAAGUCGGGGAAGUCGCACAAGUCCACCCUCAAGCUGUCCAAGAAGGGUCUGGCCAAGCCGAAGAGCGCCAGUCCCAAGAGCCAAAUCAGCCACGGCAAGAUGAUACUGAAGCGCAAGUUCCGCAGCAAGGUGGCCAGCAAGUUGGCCGGCAACAAGGUGAUUCGCAGUGUCAGUCAGUACCGCAGCUUGGCCUCCAACCGCUCCAAGCUCUCGAAGGGAUCGAGCCACAAGAAGCUCGCCAAGCAGCGGUCCACCGCUCCGCCGACCAGCAUCAACUGGCAGCUGCUGAAGAAGAACCUGCCCAAGCGACCCCCUCCGGUGAAGUAGAGGCUGAAAUGACCGGAUGGAUCGAUCGGCGGAAUUGGUCCAACACCCUUUGCACCCAUCUCCAAAUUAUCUCGUUUGUCAAAAUUCUACUAGUGAUUAUUUGCAUACAUAAGCUGAGACAUUUUUACAAGCAAAACUAA